Messenger RNA from Andrographis paniculata, 957 nucleotides. RefSeq lists its product as uncharacterized. The transcript is spliced from 4 exons. NCBI's taxonomy places the organism in Eukaryota, Viridiplantae, Streptophyta, Magnoliopsida, Lamiales, Acanthaceae. The coding region runs from base 182 to 655 and encodes 157 amino acids. The record is from RefSeq and is a predicted model, not a curated record.
GAAAGGGCUUUCCCCUAAAUUGAUUCUUUCCCAUCUGCAGACCCCAAUCGACGGUGCCCUCGACGGCUCGACCAUCUACUCCUCUUCCUCUCACCACCGUCCAAUCGUCGGCGACACUUCAACAGGUCAACGCUGCACCACCGCUCCCCCUUACCAUCGCGACUGCCUCUGCCCAAACCCGAUGCCCCACCACCCCCAGCCGUGGAACGCCGCCCAGACCAUCUUCAUUCCACCACCACUUGUCACCGCGACGACAGCCUCUCCAUCCACCAUCGUCUCCUGGACCGAGCUAAGGCCACCGCGAACCACCCCCUUACUUCUCAGUCUCCACCACCGUGGCCGCGUCUUCGCCCAGCCCAACAAAUCCAACCGAUGCCGUCAUCUCCUCCUCUCAUUUAAAAUUGUUUGUUUGUUUAUUUUUCUAUCUUCCCCUUCAACUGAUUAUCAGUUCCUCUUCGGUGUCAACUGCAAAUGUUCGAGGGCGGACAAAAAUUCAAAUGUGAUGCCCUAUAUUUUUAAGGUGUAUGUUACAGCUGUAAUGGUCCCGGAGACCGCACUUAUCCUCCCAAAUAAUGCUGAAGCAAAAAUUCUCGGUGAUGUACUCAACGGAUAUAAUAUCGAAUGGAUUUACCAGGAUUUGGUUCACCGCCCGUGAUUGCAGCCUCCAUCAUUCUGCACUCGACUAGCUGGGUCAUUCAUAGUAGUGUUUAUAAGUUGCCCUUAAGAUCGUACUUCCGUAUGAUAUCAGAAUUAUCUAUUUACGUAUUAAUUUUGGGUUUUGCGCAUCGUUAUUUAGGAGGUUGUUAUGUUGGUGUACGGAUUGUUGUUUUGUCAGGAUGUUUUGUUAGCACCGUUGACAACUAAUAUUUUAUUUUUGGCUGGACUAUGAACAUCAUUGUAUUGAUGACCAUGUGUAGUAUUUUGAUGGAUUUAGAAACAAUUAUGAUAAGAUUAAGU